This is a messenger RNA of Amblyraja radiata (thorny skate), 2413 nucleotides long. It is a transcript of the gene engase, whose product is annotated as endo-beta-N-acetylglucosaminidase. The record is from RefSeq and is a predicted model, not a curated record. Lineage: Eukaryota; Metazoa; Chordata; Chondrichthyes; Rajiformes; Rajidae. Bases 1 to 2187 code for a protein of 728 amino acids. The transcript has 14 exons. Gene Ontology annotation, biological process: protein deglycosylation. Gene Ontology annotation, cellular component: cytoplasm. Gene Ontology annotation, molecular function: mannosyl-glycoprotein endo-beta-N-acetylglucosaminidase activity.
AUGGACAUGGAGCGCGGGGCCGGGGCCGGUGUCGGGGCCCGCAGGGCGGUGGAGGUGGUGGAGGAGGAGACCGGGGCCGGGGGGGAGGAGGGCGGCGGCGGCGGCGGCGGCAAGAGGCCGAGGGCCAGCGGGGAUGUCAGUGGUCAGUGCUGCACUAUGGAACAUCAAGUGGAGACCGUGAUUCAGUAUGAAACAUCUCUGCUGCCCAGCCAUUGCUACGACCAUGACACCACUGCUCCUAUCAGCUUCUACAUCACAUCACUCGAGGAGCUCAAUUGCUGGCAGCCCGCUUUGCACGACCAUCAGUUCAACAGAGCGGUUAUCCCCUUAGCUCCACGCCAGCCUCCUCUACAGUGUAAUCGGCCAAGGACACUGGUCUGUCACGACAUGGCUGGUGGAUACUUGAACGACAGGUAUAUACAAGGAACAUGUGAUGAGAACCCUUUUGUCUUUUACCACUGGUCGUACAUCGACAUCUUUGUGUACUUCAGCCAUCGAAUGGUGACUAUCCCACCUUCCUGCUGGACCAAUGCUGCACACAAACAUGGAGUCCUCAUCCUCGGAACUUUCAUCACAGAAUGGAAGGAAGGGGCUGCAGUCUGUGAGACAUUCUUGAAAAACAAGGAGUCAUUCUGUGCCUUGGCGGACAAGCUUGUGAUGGUAGCCCAGUGGUUUCGGUUUGAUGGAUGGUUGAUCAACAUUGAAAACAAGUUGAGUGCCACUGCGGUUAAGAAUGUGCCUGAGUUUCUCAGCUAUCUACGUGCCAGCAUGCAGCAAGCUGUUCCUCAGAGCCUAGUUAUCUGGUAUGAUAGUGUGUUGGAGACUGGUGAACUGGAAUGGCAGAAUGAGCUGAAUGAAUUGAACAAAGUUUUCUUUGAUUCCUGUGACGGUAUUUUCCUGAACUACAACUGGACGGAGGAGCACCUGGAGCGGACGUUGGAUCUGGUGGUGGGACGCCAGGCAGAUGUCUAUGUUGGGGUAGAUGUGUUUGGCCGAGGAGAUGUGGUUGGAGGAAUGUUCGAAACCAAUCGGUCCUUCGAGCUGAUCAGGAAGUACAACUUGUCGGGAGCUUUGUUCGCUCCUGGCUGGGUGUAUGAGGCUCUGGAUAAGGAGAGCUUCCAUCAAAACCAACACAAGUUCUGGAGUUUGUUGGCUGAAUAUUUGCCCGUUCACCGUAUCUGCACACUGCCCCUUGUCACGUCGUUCUGUCAAGGCUUUGGGAAGAACGUUUACUGGAAUGGAAAGGUGGAGACCGCUGGGAGCUGGCUUAAUCUUAGUGCACAGGAAAUUCAGCCUUUAUUUAUAGACCUGCAGUCGGAUCUGGCGAAUGGUUUAAUGAAGAUCUACGGGUGUUCAGAAGGUGCCUGGAAUGGAGGAUGCAGUCUGGUAAUUAAGGGUCUAAUCCCAAAGACCAGGCCAGAAAUGUCUGUGAGGUUAUUUGGUUUAGAGAUCCAGAGCCCUCCCAGAGUUUUUGUGGCUGUUAUUUAUAAGGUGGAAGAUGACGCUAGAGUCAAGGUGAAUCCGGAGCUAUCGGCAUCUCCCCUGCCACAAUGCAACUCUGGCAAGCUUUCCUCAGCUAAUGUAUUGAAACCGCAGCCACUGUCAGAGGAUGAUGCCCUGGUGCAUAAUUAUAUUCAGAAUUAUACUCGCUGGAGCCCUGAGGGAUGGACCCUUCGCUGCUUUCUCUUCGAGCUGACGGACUGCAUCGUUGAGGAUUUCUCUGUCAGCUUUGCGCGUGAAGUGGAGGGUGCCACGGACGUGCACUUUAAAUGCAGACUGGGAGAAGUCAAGAUUCUAGAUGCUGCCAAGUUGAGUGUGGAACAGUACCCAGUUGGGAAGCUUACCUUGUCCAGUAUCUUGUGGAGGAAGGUUCAGGAAAUGGAAGACCAGCUCUCUCUCAGUGUCACACUGCGAUGGACCUACCCUCCAAACUCAGCAAGCUACUUCAAGAUAUACAGUCAGGCCACAAGCCACUCUGAAGACCACAGGACCGAUGACUCUGAGCUGACGAGCAUCGGCCGGACGAGUGCUAACCUUUACCGUGUGGUGGAUCUGCGAGUUGCCAAUGCCACCGGUGGUGAGGUGCGGCAGGCACGGUUUCUGAUCCAGCCAGUGACCCGGGCAGGUUUUACGGUGGAUCGAUCAGCCUGGGGAAAGGCAGUUCUGACCUACAGUCACCCUCAGUGAAGAAACAUUGAGCAGUAGCCACCUGUGGCUGCGUGAACGCUAUUCAACUUCCCUUGCUUGGCAUUAGUGGCAGGCACUUUGCUGCAGUUGUACUGGUGAAAUGUGGACCACUUUGCAGACACGAGGAACUGCAGGUGUUGGCUUACAAAAUAAAGACACAAAGUGCUGGAGUAACUCAGCAGGCCAGGCAGCAUCGCUGGAGAACAUGCACAGGCAACGUUUUGGU